AGUACGACUCCCAAGCGAAUAACACAAGAGUGUCUACGGCUGUGUCCUGUCUCAGAAAUCACCGACGAUGCGAUCCCUGGCGCUCACCCUCGUCGCCCUCGUGGCCUGCACGCACGCCGCUCUUCUCGACGGCCUGGAGCACCACCAUGACCACGACCACGACCACGACCAUCACCACAAGCACCACGACUUCGAGCUCGCGACGGGAGAGGAGAGUAAGAUCGCCAAUGCAAGGAUCAACGAACUCUUCGAAGGACUCACCAGGUCGGAAGUCAGCAGGACGCCCGUGGACAUGCCUACGAUGACUGAAAUCCCAAUUGAUAUCACAUUCUCAUGCGCAGGGAAGCUACCCGGUUAUUACGCUGAUGUUCAGUAUGACUGUCAGCUCUACCACGUCUGCGAAACCCUCGACAUGACCUCGUACCUGUGUCCCAACGGCACGAUCUUCAACCAGGAGAUCUUCACUUGCGAUUGGUGGUUCAGCGUAGAUUGCUCCGCGGCCCCGAACUUCUACCACUUGAACGAAGAGAUUUACAAGGACCCCGAGGUGGAAGAGACCGCCGAGGGCCAAGAGCAGCAGAGGGCCAAGAGCGCUACAGCAGAAGGGCGACCCGAGCAGACCUUCAGUUUCGGUAAGGCUCGUGUCGAGGACCCCUUCGCUGCCAUAUUUCAGGGCCUUUCCGUGCCCGACGAGACGCCCGAGAGUAGCGCCAAGGUGGAAUCCGUGGCCGCCCCUGAGCGGGCGUCCUUCUUCAUCCCGGUUCCCGCGUCCGCUCAGAACCGGGAGAGAACCGCGAGCCAGAUCAGCGACUACCUGCCACCUACACAGGACUACCUUCCCCCCUCCAAUGACUACUUGCCGCCUACCCAGGAUUACCUCCCCCCACCCGGAGACUACCUUCCUCCCUCGUCCUUCUGAGAGGGAGGUCGUUAGUGUGCUCAGCUCGGCGUUUCUCGCAUCCGAUUCUCUGAACCGGGUCCGAGGAACUGUCGUAGUUUUAGGGUUUAAGAAUACCAUUGUUCUAGGUUAUUUUGCAUCUAUCCCUCAUCCAUUUCGCUUCAAGCAAACUUUGAAAAAUGUUCAAAAAAUAAUAUUGAUAUGGCCACUCCUUUGACUUUCGUAAAUCGUGAAUUUGUGUAGGAUCGAACUUUUGUAUAACUUUCAACGAUAGACUUCUAUGUAUUUAUAAACACAAGUAAAUACAACGUGUACAUAUUUUAAACCAAUUCAACAAAGAGUAAAAUUCUCUCUGUAUAAAAUCACUUCUAUGUAGUGUUGAAUAAAUAAUUUACGUACGCCGAGGAGUGUCUAGAAAAUGUAAACAUGAAAUACACCCAUAACUCAUCAGAAAAA
Penaeus chinensis is the source of this 1354-nucleotide messenger RNA. RefSeq lists its product as uncharacterized. Gene Ontology annotation, molecular function: chitin binding. Gene Ontology annotation, cellular component: extracellular region. NCBI's taxonomy places the organism in Eukaryota, Metazoa, Arthropoda, Malacostraca, Decapoda, Penaeidae. Bases 68 to 919 code for a protein of 283 amino acids. The record is from RefSeq and is a predicted model, not a curated record. The transcript is spliced from 7 exons.